Malaclemys terrapin pileata is the source of this 1257-nucleotide messenger RNA. RefSeq names its product NAD(P)H quinone dehydrogenase 1 (gene NQO1). Gene Ontology annotation, cellular component: cytosol. Gene Ontology annotation, molecular function: NAD(P)H dehydrogenase (quinone) activity. The transcript is spliced from 6 exons. NCBI's taxonomy places the organism in Eukaryota, Metazoa, Chordata, Testudines, Emydidae. The record is from RefSeq and is a predicted model, not a curated record. The coding region runs from base 51 to 878 and encodes 275 amino acids.
GGCCGCUCCACCUGUUCGUGCUGCGGUCUUGACUCCGGAUCGUCGCUGCCAUGGCAGGAAGAAAGGCCCUGAUUGUGUUGGCACAUGAGGAGAAGACCUCCUUCAAUCAUGCCAUGAAAGAUGCUUCUGUGGAUGCGCUGCAGAAGAGAGGCUGGAGUGUCACCGUUUCUGACCUAUACAAGAUGAAGUUUAACCCUGUGCCAUCACGGGAUGACAUCACUGGUAAGCCAAAAGACCCCAACAACUUCAAGUAUGGCCCUGAGACAGCCUCAGCAUGGGCAGAAGGUCGGCUGAGCAGCGACAUCGUAGCAGAACAGAAGAAGCUCGAAGCUGCAGACCUUCUGAUAUUCCAGUUCCCCCUCUACUGGUUCAGCGUGCCUGCCAUCCUGAAGGGCUGGGUUGAACGUGUUUUCACACAAGGAUUUGCCUACUCCGUUAGCACGAUGUAUGGCAGUGGGCCCUUUCAGAAAAAGAAGGCUGUGCUCUCCUUCACCACGGGCGGGACUGGCCCCAUGUACACCCCCAUGGGCCUCAACGGAGACGUCAACAUCCUCCUUUGGCCACUGCAGAGUGGCGUGCUCCAUUUCUGUGGCUUCCAAGUCUUGGAGCCCCAAAUUGCCUACAGCAUUAGUCACGCUCCCGAGGAUGCCCGUUUGCAGAUCCUGGAGGACUGGAAGAAGCGACUGGCAGCUAUCUGGGAAGAGAAACCCAUCAGUUUUGUUCCAGACAGCAACUUCGAUUUGAGCUACGUGGGGGGCUUUGUGCUGAAACAGGAGGUGCAGGACGGCCAGAAAGCUCAGAAAUAUGGGCUGAGUGUGGGGCAGCACCUGGGGAAGGCCAUCCCACCUGACAGCCAGGUCAAAGCCCAGAAGAAAUAGCUUUCUCUGGUGGGCUCCUAUCUGGUCUCUCUCUGUGUGGCUCUGCCAUGGUGGCAGGUUUCUUGGCUUUACCCUACUUUCAAAUGCCUUUCUGCUCUUCCGUAGGGUGAGAGCAUUUCUUCUCUUCCCACCUCUUCCUCACGGGGCGCUGGUGCCUCUUGCUGGCUACUCCUACCUCCCACUGACUCAGGGAGGAGUCAGAGCCAUACCUCCUCCAGUCAGGUACCAAUAAUUAACCUACUGGGUUCCAACAGCAUCCGAGUGGGAUGAGUUGGGAAUCUUGCCUCCCUAUUAUUACGUGGUGCUUGCUGUUCACCACCCCGGUGGCCUUGGUAUCGUACAGUCUAAGCUCUGUUCACGUACAACACAAGGAGUCUAA